This is a messenger RNA of Cucurbita pepo subsp. pepo (vegetable marrow), 877 nucleotides long. The record is from RefSeq and is a predicted model, not a curated record. Lineage: Eukaryota; Viridiplantae; Streptophyta; Magnoliopsida; Cucurbitales; Cucurbitaceae.
CCUCUCAUUUUUUUCGAUCCAAAAAAUGAAAUCUGCAAUUCAACAACAAGUUCUUGGAAUGCAGCUAUCAUUGGCUCUUGCACGAGCCAGAUUCCUGGCUCAUCCCUCCAAGCAUCUCCAUAUAUCUUCUUUAGAUGAUGGGUCUCAAUCAAUUCAGAAAUAUAAUGGGAAAGAUUGGAUCUUGAAUCGAGUCCACAAAAAUGGGAGAAAACCCGACAAUAUCAUCCGUGCACUCCGAGAACAUGUGAAAUUAGGGGCAAAGAUCACAGAAACAGUGAAGGGAAAGUUGAGCUUAGGAGCAAGAAUUGUAAGAGUUGGAGGAGUGAGGAAGAUCUACAAGAAGCUAUUCACAGUGAGUGAAGGAGAGAAGCUUUUGAAGGCAUCACAAUGCUAUUUGUCAACAACAGCUGGGCCUAUGGCUGGCCUUCUCUUCAUUUCCACUCAUAACAUUGCGUUUUGCAGUGACAAAUCCAUCAAACUCUCUUCCCCAAAUGGCGAAGAACAUGUUAGAAUUCACUAUAAGGUUGUGAUACCAAAUGAGAAGGUGAUGAGAGUGAAUGAGAGUGAGAAUGUGAAGAAAGCAUCACAAAAGUACAUACAAAUAGUGACAGUGGACAAGUUCGAGUUUUGGUUUAUGGGGUUUCUGAAUUAUCAAUCAACUUUCAACUCUUUUCAAGAACUACAAAGAUGACUUUGAGCUGUCUGCUUUUCUCAUGGUUGGAUGAUGAAGAUGUGUCUAUGAAUAUGCAAUUUGAAGCAUGAAAUAGUGAUUGUUUUGUACAGAUUAUUGGAGUAAAUUACUCCAUUUUUAUCCUAAAUUUGAAAUUUUGUAUCAAUUUUCACCCAUCGAAUCACUUACGAGUUGAUGUCAUGAUCA